UCUCCGGUUUGUUUUCCGCAUUGCUGCCGCUGCAUCAACAAAUGCUGUAAAUAUGGCGUCCGCCCUCGGUCGCCUUUCCAGACUGUCGGUCCUCAGAGUCCCCCGCAAAUCGCCGAUGACCCCCCCCGGUGUGCCGGGGAACACCGUGAUUGCGUGCCGGACAGCCGUGUGCUCAUCAUCCGGUGGUAUGCUCCCCAAACCCAAGAAGACCCCCUUCGGCCUAAUCCGGAUCGGUCUGGUAGUGGUGCCCUUCUUGUAUGUGGGGACUCAGAUCAGCAAGAACUUUGCUGCACUGCUGGAGGAGCACGACAUCUUCGUCCCCGAGGACGACGACGACGACGACUGAGGGGGCUGUAAAGCUUCCUGGUUACCAGAUUGUUUUGUGACGACCACCGCCAAGUGUCCGUGAGCAUCUGAGCAGAUAAACCCCUUCCUGGAGUUGCGUCUGUGUGCACUAGAUUCAGGGUUUUUGCUGCCCCCGCGCUGAUCGUAUUGUACUGUAUUUGUCAUGCACUACUCACAUCUUAAUAAAGGACUAUUGCUUGUAAAAUA
Messenger RNA from Archocentrus centrarchus (flier cichlid), 552 nucleotides. It is a transcript of the gene smdt1a, whose product is annotated as single-pass membrane protein with aspartate-rich tail 1a. The record is from RefSeq and is a predicted model, not a curated record. The transcript has 3 exons. Gene Ontology annotation, cellular component: uniplex complex. Bases 53 to 346 code for a protein of 97 amino acids. Gene Ontology annotation, biological process: mitochondrial calcium ion homeostasis; calcium import into the mitochondrion. NCBI's taxonomy places the organism in Eukaryota, Metazoa, Chordata, Actinopteri, Cichliformes, Cichlidae.